Molecule: messenger RNA, 423 nt
Organism: Dibothriocephalus latus
Lineage: Eukaryota; Metazoa; Platyhelminthes; Cestoda; Diphyllobothriidea; Diphyllobothriidae
Source: the annotation of a GenBank genome assembly
AUGUAUGACUCCACCGUAAGAAGACGCGAGGACCUCAACAAAGUUCGACCCAAGUCAGAUACCUUCAUAUUCGAGAAGACAUUUUAUGAGAACGAAAUCCAGAAGACGAGAAAAAUGGAAAAUGGAAACUGCGUCGCGGGAAGGCCAUUUUCUGGUCCUUACCUAAUAACACAUCCUUAUAGCCACGGAAUGCCAGUCCCUUCUGGUUCCUAUGGACAAAUGUCUCAGCCGUCCUGUUUUAGCAGGAUGAAAAUGGGAUUUGUGAUGGGCUUCUGUGUCGGUGUAGCAACGGGUGCUAUAUUCGGUGGAUUUAGCUGUUUGAGGUUCGGACUUCGUGGUCGAGAGCUCGUCCAAACGGUGGGCAAAUCGAUGAUUCAGGGCGGAGGCACCUUCGGAAUGUUCAUGGCUAUCGGCACAGCAAUC